AUGCGAUAUCGCAACUUCGACUGUCAGUCCAUUGACGAGUAUGCCUACGUCGGGAAGCGCAACAAUAAUGACGCGCAAGCCCUGCUCACUUCGUACAUGAAGCAGAUCACGCAAAACCAAGACUUCAUUCGGGCCACACUGCAGCAAUAUUGCGAUGCACUACUUGAUUGGUGGCGAACACGACGUCCCAGCGGUAGAAAGGCCUUCCUGGAGCAGGUAGUACCGCAGCUGCCGAAGACGAAAGAGACACAGGUCGACUAUCAGGGCAAGCGGCAUACCCCGGAAUACAAUGACUUCUCCGACCUUGAAAAGUUAUCGGAGCUUAAGCAAGCUGAUAGAAAGAUCAACCGCCAUGCAUUCCUACUACCCUAUCUCAACAUAGAUACACUCGCGAAAGAAUCGUUUACGCUACUCGCCCUCUUGCAUACCAGGGCCAAUGCACGACUAGAAGACUGGGCCGCUUUUGACAAUGACCAGUUGAUAGUCAACUGGAAGUGUCCAUUCUACGAUGUUGAGUUCAAUCCAGGGUGCGUUGUUCUCUAUGGAGCAGACUAUGGGGAGCUCAAGAAGUGGAACAAAGAAUUAGUACACAGGGGCGAUCACCUCGGCUUUCCACGUGCGCAGGUCCUCCUAGAAGCACAGGCGACGCUGAUGGCGACAUUGAGACGCAUCUUGGAAAACGCAAUCGAACGCAUUCCUCAAAGCCCUUUCACUGUCCGUGACUCGUUCGUCGAGUUUGUGUCCGCAGGUCGUCUAUCGAGCCAGAGUAGCACCGCAUGGUCUAGCUACGUUCAUCAACCGACUUCAGACCCUCCAAGACUCGAUCUUCACGCCCAGAUCUCCGACGUGCAAACUCGUAUCGAGGACAUAGGUGAUCAGCUCUGGCUCCUCCAGACAGAACCAGUCUAUCUUCGCCGGUAUCUACGUGUGAUUGGCCAGACGUCCGCUACCCACGCGUUCAAGAGCUCCGAUUGGCCUACUGAACUUCUUCUUCUGGAGAUCAAAGCUCUGUUGGAGUCAUACUGGUUCUGGCAAGGCGUUCUUGUCGAGCUAGAACAUACGAAGGGCAUCUACGAUAGCUUUCGGGAUGAGAUUAGACCAGGCUCUGCGCUGCCGACCCGCGUAGAAACCGCACUCGGGGCGCUGGAAGCCUUGUUGGAACAAGGCAUUGAUGUACGCGGAAGACAGCUUCGUUGUCUCGUUCAGGAUCGUCCCGCCUUUUCCGGAAUGUACAAUGGUGUCAGCGACGAAGCCACCAAGUCGCGUUUCUCUGAACUCAGGGAAGUAUCCGGUAAGCCCGAGCCAGCUACCGAACACAAGACCCAUCGUCUUUGGUGGUGCUUGGGCAAUCUGCUCGGCACGUACGAUACGAUCGGCCGCCUACCAUACCCACUACUCUUUGGGAUCCUCGAUGACCACCUCGGCGCUGCUGGCGCAGGCGAGCGUAAGAAGAUGGAUGAGAUAUUGUACGAGCGGUUCUCUGAUUUCGCCACAAUGAUAAAGCUCUUUGAGGCACUUCGCUUGCAUCGUCCUACCUACGCGAGGCGUGACUCAGAGAUCUGCAAGACCACGGAAGACCGCCUCGGAUGGAGACGUGUUCGCUUAGCCAAGUAUAGCCUUUGGUCAGAUCGCAGCGUCUUACGUACUCUGAAGGCUCUCCAGAACACGAAGCCCCCAGCGGGUGGUAAAGGUGCCAAGUGGCUACAGGCAUUUGAUGCUGAUCAUGCUGCGCUCCAAGCGUUCUGGCGAUCAUUACUUGUUGACCACCGAAACUGGCAUGGGCGCCGUAGCUUCAACAUUGAAGACACUACAUACUAUCUCAAAGCGUUGCAGUUCUGGGAGAGUGAGGACUACCGCAAGCAGCUUGAAGUCAAGCGUCAGUCUGUUCUCUCGGCUAUCGAGAAGCGCGUCGACGUAGGCGAUGCUAUUGCCUUCCUUCCCCUACCUACCUCGACGAUCGCCAUCCCUGCAUCUUCCACUCAGAACAUCAAAGAAAAGAUCAAGACACGGGGCAUAACGCAUGCCAAUGACGAGCUGCCAGAAGCAAAGGAUGAGACCGCCACGAACAAACAGCCACAGCAAAUCACGGUACCGAAGCGUGCGCUCUCCAUGUUCCGUAGCAUGUUUCCCGACACUUUACAAGAGCGCUCUGCCGAGAUCGCCUGGGAUGCGUUUGUGCUCAGUAUGACUGACGCUGGCUUCUCUUCUCGCAACGGUGGUGGCUCGAUUGUGAUCUUCGAGGAGAAAGCCGGCCCUGGUAAAAUCAUCUUUCAUCGCCCGCAUCCGUCGCCGAAGAUCGAUCCCAUCAUGUUCCAGGGUAUGGGUCGGCGUAUGAACAAGCACUUUGGCUGGAGCAGGGAGACAUUUGCUCUGGUCGCCAAGGCUGGCAAGGCGGGAGGAUAG
Messenger RNA from Alternaria ventricosa, 2403 nucleotides. RefSeq lists its product as uncharacterized. The record is from RefSeq and is a predicted model, not a curated record. Lineage: Eukaryota; Fungi; Ascomycota; Dothideomycetes; Pleosporales; Pleosporaceae. The coding region runs from base 1 to 2403 and encodes 800 amino acids. The transcript is spliced from 2 exons.